This is a messenger RNA of Talpa occidentalis (Iberian mole), 2037 nucleotides long. RefSeq names its product isoleucine--tRNA ligase, mitochondrial-like. Gene Ontology annotation, cellular component: cytosol. Gene Ontology annotation, molecular function: aminoacyl-tRNA deacylase activity; ATP binding; isoleucine-tRNA ligase activity. NCBI's taxonomy places the organism in Eukaryota, Metazoa, Chordata, Mammalia, Eulipotyphla, Talpidae. Gene Ontology annotation, biological process: isoleucyl-tRNA aminoacylation. The record is from RefSeq and is a predicted model, not a curated record.
AACUGCCAUAUAAAAUGCUUGUGGUUUUCUACCCUCAUAGGUGUAGAUUUGGAAAAUGGUACUUGUGUUCAUCCUUUAAUUCCUGAUAAAGCGUCUCCUCUCUUACCUGCAAAUCAUGUGACCAACAAAGGAACAGGAUUGGUUCACACAGCCCCAGCUCAUGGUAUGGAAGAUUACAGUGUAGCUGCUCAGCACGGCUUGUCCACGGAUUGUUUAGUGGAUGAAGAUGGCGUUUUCACAGAUGCUGCAGGUCCUAAACUUCAACACAAAGCUGUCCUUGAAGAGGGAACAGAUGUGGUUAUAAAGAUGCUUCAAGCUGCAAAGAAUUUGUUGAAAGAGGAAAAGUUGGUACACAGCUAUCCCUAUGACUGGAGAACUAAGAAACCAGUGGUUAUUCGUGCCAGCAAGCAGUGGUUUAUAAAUAUCGCAGACGUUAAGUCUACAGCCAAGGAAUUGUUAAAAAAGGUGAAGUUUAUUCCUGGAUCAGCACUGAAUUCCAUGCUUGACAUGAUGGAUAGGCGGCCAUAUUGGUGUAUAUCAAGGCAAAGAGUUUGGGGUGUUCCAAUUCCUGUGUUUCAUCAUAAGACAAAAGAUGACUUCUUGAUUAACAGCCAAACCAUUGAGCAUAUUAUCAAACUGGUGGAAGAACACGGCAGUGAUGUCUGGUGGACUCUUCCUCCUGAGCAGCUUCUUCCUGAGGCAGUCUUGGCAAAGGUUGGUGGCCGUGAUGCCUUGGAAUAUGUUCCAGGUCAGGAUAUUUUGGACAUCUGGUUUGACAGUGGGACUUCGUGGGCUCAUGUUCUUCCAGGUUCUGAACAAAGAGCAGAUUUGUAUAUGGAAGGAAAAGACCAGCUGGGGGGUUGGUUUCAGUCUUCCUUGUUAACAAGUGUGGCUGCAAGGAAACAAGCACCUUUUAAGACUGUGGUGGUUCAUGGAUUCACCCUAGGAGAAAAGGGGGAGAAGAUGUCCAAGUCUCUCGGCAAUGUCAUUGACCCUGACGUCGUCAUCAAUGGGGGAAAAGACCAAACCAAAGAGCCUCCCUAUGGAGCCGAUGUCCUUCGCUGGUGGGUGGCUGAGUCCAACGUCUUCACUGAGGUGGCCAUUGGCCCGUCUGCACUUACUGCUGCCAGAGAUGAUAUUAGCAAGCUUAGGAAUACACUGCGCUUCCUUUUGGGAAAUGUGGCUGGUUUUAACCCAGAGACAGAUUCUAUCCCAGUUGGUGACAUGUAUGUCGUCGACCAGUACAUGCUGCACUUGCUGCAGGAUUUGGCAAACAAGAUUAACGAUUCAUACAAGCAAUAUGAUUUUGGAAAAGUUGUUCGACUGUUGAGAGCAUUUUAUACCAGAGAACUCUCUAUUUAUUUCAGCAUAAUCAAAGAUCGGCUUUACUGUGAAAAUGCAGAUGAGCCCAAGCGACGCUCUUGUCAGACUGUGCUAGCUGAGAUUUUGGAUGUAAUCGUUCGUUCUUUUGCUCCCAUUCUUCCUCACCUGGCCGAAGAGGUGUUCCAGCACAUACCUUAUGUCAAAGAGCCCAAGAGUGUGUUCCGUACUGGGUGGAUCCGCACCAGCUCCAUCUGGAAGAAGCCGGGCUUGGAGGAAGCGAUGGAGAGCGCGUGUGCAAUGCGAGACUCCUUCCUCGGAAGCAUCCCUGGCAAGAAUGCAGCUGAGUACGAGGUUAUCAUUGUUAUAGAGCCUGGGCUGCUUUUUGAGAUAAUAGAGAUGCUGCAAGCUGAGGAGACUUCUAGCACCUCUCAGUUGAAUGAACUGAUGAUGGCUUCCCAGACAACACUGCUCUCUCAGGAACCACGAGCACUGCCUGCAGAUGUAAUUGAGCUUAAAGGGACAUUCCUAAUCAACUUAGAAGGUGGUGACAUUCGUGAAGAGUCCUCAUAUAAAGUGAUUGUCAUGCCAACAACCAAAGAAAAGUGCCCUCGUUGUUGGAAGUAUACAGCCCAGUCUUCAGAUACACUCUGUCCCCGGUGCGCAGAGGUUGUUGGAAAGUAGCAGCUUACUGGUGCGACAGCUCUCUGCAAGACC